Messenger RNA from Acytostelium subglobosum LB1, 1332 nucleotides. RefSeq lists its product as hypothetical. Gene Ontology annotation, biological process: carbohydrate catabolic process; amino acid catabolic process. Gene Ontology annotation, molecular function: magnesium ion binding; L-fuconate dehydratase activity. NCBI's taxonomy places the organism in Eukaryota, Evosea, Eumycetozoa, Acytosteliales, Acytosteliaceae. The transcript is spliced from 2 exons. Bases 1 to 1332 code for a protein of 443 amino acids. The record is from RefSeq and is a predicted model, not a curated record.
AUGCAAUCAUUUGUUGAUGCUCAGAUUGUAUCACUUCAGGUGUUGGAUGUUAGAGUGCCAACAUCAAAGGACCAGGUUGGUUCGGAUGCCAUGCACACCAAUCCCGACUACAGUUGUGCCUAUGUCAUCCUAAAGACCAACAAUGAUCAUCUAGAGGGUACUGGAUUGACAUUCACUCUUGGAAAGGGUACUGAUGCAGUUGUCCAAUGUGUCAAUGCAAUGAAGGACUUGGUGAUUGGAAAGACAAUGUCUCAGGUGUUCAAGGACUAUGCGGCAUUCUAUCGAUCAUUGACAUCUGAGCCACAACUAAGAUGGAUUGGACCAGAGAAGGGCGCACUCCACCUGGCGACAGCAGCCGUGCUCAAUGCCAUUUGGGACCUCUACUGCAAGUGUCAUGGCAAGCCAUUGUGGAAGGUCAUCGUGGAUAUGACACCACAACAAGUGGUCUCACUCAUUGACUUUAGGUACAUCACUGACGCCCUGACCAGAGACGAGGCGCUCAAGAUCCUCACAGACCGCGAGUCCACAAAGCGCCAGCGCGAGGAGCACAUGCUCAAGGAGGGCUUCCCCGCCUAUACAACCAGCGCCGGUUGGCUCGGCUACAGUGACGAGAAGAUCACCAAGCUGUGCAAGGAGGCGCUCGAGGUUGGCUUCACGCACAUCAAGAUCAAGGUGGGCAAUGACAUUGACGACGACAUUCGUCGUUGUCGACUGAUUCGUCAGCUGAUUGGACCUGAUCGCAAGCUUAUGGUCGAUGCCAAUCAACGCUGGGACGUCGAUCAGGCCAUCCAGUACAUGAAGCGUCUGGCUGAGUUCGACCCAUGGUGGAUCGAGGAGCCAACCAGCCCUGACGACAUCCUCGGCCACGCCGCCAUUGCCAAGGCUAUCGCGCCAAUCAAGGUGGCAACUGGCGAGAUGUGCCAGAACAGGGUGAUAUUCAAACAGUUGUUGCAGGCAAAGGCCAUGGACUUUUGCCAAGCGGACAGUUGCCGUCUGGCCGGCCCGUCCGAGGUGAUCACCGUCAUGUUGAUGUGCGCCAAGUUUGGCGUGCCCGUAUGCAUGCACGCUGGCGGUAUUGGCCUGUGCGAGUACGUCAACCAGCUGUGUCUGAUCGACUAUAUCUGCAUCGCGGGAUCACUAGAGAACCGAGUGACCGAGUAUGUAUGUCAUCUGACCGAGCUGUUCAUCAACCCAUCAGUGAUGAAGAGCAGUCACUAUCAAUGUCCAGUCAACCCUGGCUAUGGCUGCGGUCUUACCCCCGCCGCCUUGGCCGAGUACACCUUCCCCAGUGGUAGCUACUGGGUCAAAGAGUGUUCAUCAUCCAACAAAUAA